AUGUGGCUGGCGCCCGCACUGGUUCUGUGCUGCGUUGCGGCCGCGGCCGCCUGCGCGCCCUACGAGUACUACGACGCGGCAGCGCUGGCGAACGUCAGCGCGAGGUUUGGUGCCCCGUACACCAUCCUUGCGAAGCCUUCGCCGUCUCUGUCGCUUGACGGGAACCAUUUGGAGUUCACAGCCAGACUCCGCACAUCGUGCGCACACGUCGCGCCCCAGUUUUCCAUCUCUUCCGAGGCGCACCGGCUCGGAAUGAUUCUUGUGGCAGUCCGCGGCGAGGCGGCCUGCAGCAGCUUGCAGGGAACGGAGGUGGAGUGGACCGGGCGAGUGACUGUCCGAAUUCCGAAGGCCGCUGGUGGAGUGCCGCGGCUGUUGGCCUUUCCCCCCGGCUCCGACUACGAGCUCUGGAAGAUCGAUCCCGUUGUGGCCAGGCCCCCGGUUUCAGCAGACCUGCGCCUCUAUGUACACCGAGCCCAGCCAAAGAUCGACAACCCCAAUGGGCCCUGCAGCACCAUGCUGACCGUGGCACCCAGCACCAGCAUGGUGGAGGUAAUGGCCCUGGCCACACAGAUCCUCGGCGUCCGCGUGGUGGCGCUAAGGGCAGAGGAGGACCCCAGCAGCGAGCUUCACACCCUAGCCGACCGGGCCAGUCUCCUGGCCUUUGAGGCCAAGACGCUGCCGGGAGCCGAGGCAAGACUUUCCCUCAGCAUGGCGCCUGGGCCGCCUGCAAACGACCAGGUGGAGGAGCACAACUGCAGCAGUGAUCCGGUGGAGGAGGUCCCGGUGCCGUACAUCUUCAGCCAGCUGUGA
Messenger RNA from Symbiodinium natans, 810 nucleotides. The record is from the annotation of a GenBank genome assembly. Lineage: Eukaryota; Dinophyceae; Suessiales; Symbiodiniaceae.